Molecule: messenger RNA, 980 nt
Organism: Equus caballus (horse)
Lineage: Eukaryota; Metazoa; Chordata; Mammalia; Perissodactyla; Equidae
Gene: INAFM1
Product: InaF motif containing 1
Source: RefSeq, a predicted model, not a curated record
UGGCGGGGGCGUGGCUGGGCGAGGGUGGUUUAGAGCGCGGAGGCGGCCCUCGAGGGGGCGGGCCCAGGGCUCGGGGGCGUGGCCCUGUCGGAGGGGGCGGGCUGGGCAGGGAGACUUAGGGCGCGGGGGCGUGGCCUGGGAGGGGCGGGCCCAGGGCGCGGGGGCGGGGCCUGCGCGGGCCGCGGCGCGGGGCGAGUGGGCUGCGGGGAUGCGGGGCCCGAGCUGCGUGGGCGGCGGCGGCGAGAGCCCGGGCGGCGCGGGGCUGAGCGAGGCCCCGCGGGGCCGCUGGCUGCGCCUGGCCCCGGUCUGCGCCUACUUCCUCUGCGUCUCGUUGGCCGCCGUGCUGCUCGCCGUCUACUACGGCCUCAUCUGGGUUCCCGCGCGGCCCGCCGCCGCCGCCCCCGCCGGCCCGCCGCCUAGCGCGCCCUUCCCUCCGUGCGCCGCCCGCCCGGGCGCGCCGCCCGCCCCGCCGCCCGCCGCCGCCUCGGUCUCCUGCCUCUUGGGCGCCCCCGGCGGGCCCCGACCCCAGCUCGAGCUGCCGCGCAGCCGCCGCCGCCGCCGCAGCGACCCCAGCCGCCGCCCGAGCCGCCGGAUGCCGGGAGAGACGCCGGAGGCCGCGGGGGGGCGAGGACCCGGGUAACCCUCCCUCCCACUCAAGCUGGACCGCCGGCCCUGGGGAGCCCGGCGCCCCCACCGCGGAUGCGCCGCUCCCGCUGGGCCCGGGCUGCUGCUUCGUGACAUCGCCCAGCAUCUCCGGAGCCGUCAUCCUGAAGAAUGGGGUCGAUGGGGAGCCAGCUGGGGACCUCGCCCUUCGCAGCUCCGCCGCCGUCAGGCCGGGUCCUCCACCACCUGGCAGACCUCGUCCGACAUCUGCUUCCUGACCCUCCCUCUGUAGGAUUCUGAGCGGGAGCCCGCAGCCCGCCCUCCUCGGAAUCUCUGUAUCCGUAUGUCCACCUGCAAUAAACUCCGGCUCCAGCUGC